Drosophila guanche is the source of this 2744-nucleotide messenger RNA. RefSeq names its product ATP-binding cassette sub-family G member 4. Bases 512 to 2551 code for a protein of 679 amino acids. Gene Ontology annotation, cellular component: plasma membrane. NCBI's taxonomy places the organism in Eukaryota, Metazoa, Arthropoda, Insecta, Diptera, Drosophilidae. Gene Ontology annotation, molecular function: ATP binding; ATP hydrolysis activity; ABC-type transporter activity. The transcript has 10 exons. The record is from RefSeq and is a predicted model, not a curated record.
GCUUAUCUGCUGCUGCUGCUGCUGCAGCUGAGACACCGAUUCGUGGUAGUUGCAAAAUUCUGGACAAGUUUUGUUUGCUUGUCUCUACUGAGAUUACUCACCAGCAACCCGUGACACUCACUCUCCCCCACAAACACACAACCAAAUGCCCAGAUGCGAUCGGCAUACAGUCAACCAGCCAGCUAGUCAGUCAGGCAGUCAGUCAAUCGGUCAGAAUUCAUGCUGCGGCCACUAGUCGAGUCGUUCCCGUACUGCUUUCAAUCAAUUGAAAAUCCGAGUUUAUUUUUCGAGCUGCGCUCUGGCACAGCAGCAGCAGCAGCAGCAGCAGCAGCAGCACUCGCGCGAUCCCACUCCGGCCGGCGGAGAAAUGAAAUUCGUUGAAAAAAGUUCUUUACUCAGUGCGAAAUUAGUUUCCAGAACGAAAGCAGCGCGUUUUGUGGUCGUAUCAAAGCGUAUCGAAGCGUAAUUGGGCAAUGAAUUAAACCCUAAUUAAGGCAAGGCAACCAGCAAGAUGCAAACCACCAGCAGCAGCCUCAAAGGCAGCACAAACUCCCAAAAUAGUUCGCUGCAGUACAGCAGCGACAUCAAUGCCAUCAGCCUCGAACUAGCCGAACAUUCGGAGGACUUUCAGUCUGUCACCGGAUUCAAGUAUUUGCCCGCGUGGCCAGCAGUUAAUUUACAAUUUGCGGGACUAAAUUGUGAAGUUACGGACAAGUGCAACGCCCAAAAUACGAAAAAGAUUUUGCGCGAAGUGAAUGGAGAAUUUCGCUCCCAUGAACUGACGGCGAUUAUGGGACCUUCAGGAGCGGGCAAGACGACGCUGUUGAAUCUGCUGGCGGGAUUUGGUUCUGUCAGCAAUGUGGGUGAGAUUUUAGUCAACAAUAGCCCCAGGGAUAUGCGAGUCUUUCGGAAAAUGUCUCGAUAUAUAAUGCAGACAGAUGUUCUUGAUCCGCAAUUUACUGUGCUCGAAAUGAUGCUCCUGGCCGCACAUCUGAAGUUGGGAACGGAUCUGAACUUAAAGCAAAAGCUGGAAGUGAUCGAUGAAAUUUUGGGUAUGCUGCGCCUGAAAAGAUCAGAAAACACAAAGGCCUUACGGCUGUCGGGAGGUGAACGAAAGCGCUUGUGCGUGGCCCUUGAGCUGGUCAAUAAUCCACCUGUACUCUUCCUGGAUGAGCCCACAACCGGUCUGGACGAUCUGUCUAGCUCUCAGUGCAUGUCGCUCUUGAAGCUGUUGGCGGCUGGCGGGCGCACUGUAAUCUGCUCAAUCCAUACCCCAUCCGCCAAGAUCUUUGAGAUGAUUGACACGGUGUACGUGCUGGCCGAAGGGCAGUGCGUCUAUCAGGGAAGUGGCAGCAACAUUGUGCCCUACAUGCAACACUUGGGGUUGAGCUGCCCCGUCACAUACAAUCCGGCUGACUUCAUCAUUGAGGUGGCCUGCCACGAGUAUGGCGAUGCGUACCAAAAGCCAAUGGUGGAGGCCAUUGCCAAUGGCAAGGUCACGCGUUGGACUCCGCCAGGGGACGAUGGCAAGGUGACACCCACGAAAACCGACACAACAUCCGGCGCAUCGUCCUUCUACGAGAUGGAGCAGUUCGAUGAGGAAAUUAAUCCAAAGCUGUUGCAGGCAAAAUCUAGCUGGUGGAUGCAGUACAAGCUGCUGCUGUGCCGAAUGUUGCUGCAAAUGUGGCGGGACAAAUCACACAUCAAGCUAAAGUUCUACAUGAACAUAGUGCUGGCACUCAUUGUGGGAGGCCUUUAUGUGGGAGUGGGCCGCCUGGCAUCCAAGGCGCUGUUCAACUUUGGAUUUAUGUUCACCAUUGUCAUAGCUUACUUGUACCUGCCCAUGAUGCCGGUGCUGCUCUACUUUCCAUCGGAAAUAAAUCUAUUGAAGCGGGAAUACUUCAACCAAUGGUACCGCCUGAGCUCCUACUAUGCUGCAAUGAUUUCUGCCAAAUUGCCAUCGAUGUUCGUUCUGGCUGUUAUUUAUUUAUCAAUUGUGUACUUAAUGUCCAGCCAGCCGCUGGAGUGGUUCCGCUUCAUUAUGCUCUUCACGAUAGCCUUUCUGACGGCCCUAACUUCGGACAGUUUUGGCUUGCUGAUUUCCAGUCGACUAAGCCUGGUGAAUGGCAUGUUCAUGGGCCCAGUGUUGGCAGUGCCGCUGAUCCUGCUAUCCAUAUAUGGCAUUGGCUAUGGCAAAGAUACAUACAUAUCGCCCAUCAUGCGAUUCCUGAUGUCUCUCAGCUAUUUGCGCCACGGCAUGGAGGGGCUAGUGGCAGCGCUCUACGACUACGGCAGGGGCGACACAAUCUGCGAAGACACCGAAAUGUUUUGCAUGUUCAAAAAAUCAGAGUUCUUGUUGAUCUUUUUGGGCUUCGAGAACAUGCACUAUCUGUGGUCCGUCUUUUGCUUGAUUGGAUUUUAUUUACUCUUUACCAUCUCGGCGUAUGUCAUGAUACGACAGCGCCUGAAGAAAUCGUCGUCCAAUCAAACGUUCGCCUACGUCCUUCAGCUGUUGACUAAAUACUUUAAUUUUACAUCAUAUAAUUACUAAGUCUGAAUUACCAAGGAAAAGGUUGGUGCUGGUAACCCAAAAACAAACUUUAAUGUCAGAAUGCCAUACGUUAGUUGUUGCGCCAUGCUGUGACAAAUUUGAAUACAAUUAUAGAUAAUAGUACGGCCGAGCUGUUGAGUGAUAUACAGGAUACAUCCAAAUAGGCAUAAAUUAAAAGUAAAAUAUUUUAGAU